CGGAGCGCGGCGGCCGCCACUCGCCGUCGCGUCGGAGGGGCCGGCGGGAGCGGGCCCGGGGCCGCGCCGCCGACUCCGCCGCGCCACAAAAGGCCGCAGCAUGGUCCUGGUGCACGUCGGUUACCUGGUGCUGCCCGUCUUCGGCUCCGUGCGCAACAGAGGUGCUCCUUUUCAAAGGUCUCAGCAUCCCCAUGCUACCUCCUGCCGGCAUUUCCACCUGGGUCCCCAGCCUCAGCUCUCCACCGACUUCACCCUGCCCCACGCGGUGCAGCCCCAGCCGGGGCUGACCCCACACAUGGCCCCCACGCACCAGCACAGCGGUCCCCUGCACCAGCCCCUGGCACCGGUGCCAGCCCUGCCCUUCCAGGACGUGGCCGGACCCUCCUUCCUACCUCAGGCGCUUCACCAGCAAUACCUCCUCCAGCAGCAGCUCCUCGAGGCACAGCACCGCCGGCUCAUGCCCCAUCCCAGGCGGGCUCAAGAGCGCAUGUCCGUUCAGCCUCACCGUCUACACCCCAGCUUUGACUUCAGCCACCAACUGCAAACUCCACAACCCAUGGCUCCCCAGCCCAGGUAUUUAGCCGAAGGCACGGACUGGGACCUCAGUGUUGAUGCAGGACUGACUCACGCCCAGUUCCAGGUCCGGCCGGUCCCUCAGCCCUAUCAGCAUUACUUAGCUACACCUCGGAUGCACCAUUUCCCCAGAAGCACAUCCUCGACACAGAUGGUUGUUCACGAAAUCAGAAGUUACCCUUAUCCUCAGCUUCAGCUACUGGCUCUUCAGGGACUGAACUCAAGCAGACACACAUCUGCUGUGCGGGAGAGCUAUGAAGAGCUGCUGCAGCUGGAGGACAGGCUGGGCAAUGUGAGCCGGGGAGCCGUCCAGAACACCAUCGAGAGGUUCACCUUCCCCCACAAGUACAAGAAGAGAAGACCACAGGAGGGCAAAGCUGAGCAAGAGGAUGGAGAGGAGUCAGACACCGACGAGAAAUGCACAAUCUGUCUGUCCAUGCUUGAAGAUGGAGAAGACGUCAGGCGGUUGCCCUGUAUGCAUCUCUUCCACCAAGUGUGCGUGGACCAGUGGCUGGCCACCAGCAAGAAGUGCCCGAUCUGCAGGGUGGACAUUGAAACACAGCUCGGCUCGGACAGCUGAAAGGACUGGCUGGACACACCAUUUUCCUUACACCAGGUCGUAUGGCCAUAAACCCUUGCAGCAAAAUUUUUGCCUUCUGAGCCAUUUGAUUGAGAGGAAAAGUCUGCAGGCAUGUUAGCGAGGAGGAGGAGGAGGAGGAGGUGGUGGUACCAUAUCUAGCGGUAGGAGACAUUGCACAUACGCAGGAGACAGGCCCGGUAGAAGGGAGCUGGUAUUCCCGGGGCUCAGAGACCCCGUGCUGCAGAAGAUUUUAGUGUUGAACAUGAAGGGAACUAGUUGUGGUAGUGUGGCCUGUCAAUCCUGCAUCUCAUGGGGAUUGUAUAUAUAUACCUCUUGAAUACGUAGAAACAUGUUAGGGGUCCUUUAGCUAUUUCUAUGGAUGGCAGCUGGAGCAUGUUAGCUUAAGAAAUGUUGUGUUUGAUGCCCUACUCAUCUUGUGGUGGACAUGUUGCUGUUACCUAAUUUGCACCAAAUAUUUUUUCAUAGAUUCCUUAUUUUGGUGCCUGAUCAAUACAUUGCAGAUGGGGAAUAAAGAGGUCAAGCUUUCCCACCUCUUGAGGGGGAAAGGGGCGAAAAAGCAAAAUCCUGUUUACAGUCAGAAGGGUUGCGCUCUUUGCCUCAGCCGCGUGUGCUUCCUUUCCUUGUGUUUACAGUGUGUUGCAAAUUUAGAGAAGCUCAAAAAAUAAUAAAAAUUGGGAAUGAAAUGAAUGAAGCAAUAGGGACAAGCUUCGUUCCUGCUUAUCUGCUGGUGCUGGACGCUUUCUGUAGGGGCGCAAUGUCGGUGUAGACGCUGUUUCUUUGCUUUCCGUAUCUUAAUGAAGUGGCUUGGCACAUCGCAAUCCAAGAAAGGGCUGUCUUUGUGAUUGCCGUUGUCUGUGAUGUUUUCUCCUGUGAUCUGUGAGGCUGGCUGGCUUCAGAAUCUACUGCCAGCACUGGUCCAAGACGAUGGUUACUGGAGCCGGUGCCUGUAGCUGUGGUUUGGGGUUUAAUAACACCGGAGAGGUGCUGAGAGAUGCACGUUGCCAACUCCUCUCCUGUGCAAAUACAUCUCUGAUAACGAGAUGGGAGAAAACUCAGUGCUCACGAGACACUGCUGAGGCUGUGAGUAUAUUGGCACAGGGGGGAGAAAGCAGGUUGGAAAGGGGGUUUGCUGCUCUCUGGAAGGGCUGGGUUGUAGCCCUGCUGCAAAGCACGUUCACCUGCACCUGCGUGCGCUUGUUUAAAAAUUAAACCGAAUUGCAUUAAUAUUCAAAAGACAAUUAGGAGCUGGUCCCCAAAGAAGUGAGCUGUUGCGAUCUAAGCUUCCCCUGAAAUAAAGAUCUCUGCACACCAACCGUAGUGACCAAGCUGAAAACCCUCUGGACAACUGGCAUUCACAACUAAAACUUCUUUUUUUCAAAUA
Messenger RNA from Columba livia (rock pigeon), 2555 nucleotides. It is a transcript of the gene ARK2C, whose product is annotated as arkadia (RNF111) C-terminal like ring finger ubiquitin ligase 2C. Gene Ontology annotation, biological process: motor neuron axon guidance; positive regulation of BMP signaling pathway. NCBI's taxonomy places the organism in Eukaryota, Metazoa, Chordata, Aves, Columbiformes, Columbidae. Gene Ontology annotation, molecular function: ubiquitin protein ligase activity; zinc ion binding. The coding region runs from base 101 to 1153 and encodes 350 amino acids. The transcript has 8 exons. The record is from RefSeq and is a predicted model, not a curated record. Gene Ontology annotation, cellular component: nucleus.